Molecule: messenger RNA, 777 nt
Organism: Tetrahymena thermophila SB210
Lineage: Eukaryota; Ciliophora; Oligohymenophorea; Hymenostomatida; Tetrahymenidae
Exons: 8
Biological process (GO): positive regulation of transcription by RNA polymerase II; positive regulation of MHC class II biosynthetic process; positive regulation of MHC class I biosynthetic process
Molecular function (GO): protein binding
Source: RefSeq, a predicted model, not a curated record
AUGGGUGCAUCAGGCUUAGGUUCUGCUUUAGCAAAUUGCAUUAAUCUCUCAAAUUUGAAACUUGACCUUACUGACAAUUAAAUUGGUGCAAAGGGUGCAUCAGGCUUAGGUUCUGCUUUAGCAAAUUGCACUAAUCUAUCAAAUUUGACACUUUACCUUAAUGGCAAUUAAAUUGGUGAUGAAGGUGCAUCAGGCUUAGGUUCUGCUUUAGCAAAUUGCAUUAAUCUCUCCAAUUUGAAACUUUUUAUUCGUUCUAAUUAAAUUGGUGAUGAAGGUGCAUCAGGGUUAGGUUCUGCUUUAGCAAAUUGCAUUAAUCUCUCAAAUUUGACACUUUUAAUUGGUGACAAUUAAAUUGGUGCAAUGGGUGCAUCAGGCUUAGGUUCUGCUUUAGCAAAUUGCAUUAAUCUCUCAAAUUUGGCACUUCACCUUAAAUCUUCUGUUCAGAAUGGGGCCUCCUCUUUACCUCCUAUCAGAUUUGGCCCUUCCCUCCUACCAAGGAGACCGCUGGAUUCGAACCCCCGAUAUCACUGCUAAGACCCUCCGACUCGCCCACUCGAGCCGCUUAGCCCUUCUUAAAUUGGUGAUGAAGGUGCAUCAGGCUUAGGUUCUGCUUUAGCAAAUUGCAUUAAUCUCUCAAAUUUGACACUUAACCUUAAUGACAAUUAAAUUGGUGCAAUGGGUGCAUCAGGCUUAGGUUCUGCUUUAGCAAAUUGCAUUAAUCUCUCAAAUUUGACACUUUACCUUAUGUAAAAACAGUUUAUUUGUUUUGGAUUGUGA